This is a messenger RNA of Trypanosoma theileri, 369 nucleotides long. RefSeq lists its product as uncharacterized. Lineage: Eukaryota; Euglenozoa; Kinetoplastea; Trypanosomatida; Trypanosomatidae. The coding region runs from base 1 to 369 and encodes 122 amino acids. The transcript has a single exon. The record is from RefSeq and is a predicted model, not a curated record.
AUGAUGACAGUCCACACACACACAAAGAGAAGGAAGGUUGGUAGUGUGCAUGUUUGUUUGUGUCUUGAACCUCCUGCCAUUCUUCACAUUUCAGUCACGGCAACUACAACACAUCGGGAUUGUAUCCCAUUCCCAUGGGUAACAGCAAUAGUUAGUAAAAUCACGGAACACACACACAUCACCAGGAGGACACAGCAAAUGGCGGCAAAACAGAUCCCAGAUAAUAAUGCCAACAAACAAAGAGGACACUCCCCUCACAAAAUGAUGGUUUGUCAUGUGAUGAGUGCCAUAGGGAGCCCAAUGGAUGUGUUCAGUGAAAAAAUGCAAACAAGAGAUCUAUCGUGCUGGAAGAGAAAAAAGAAAGGCUGA